GUAGGAAAGCACUGUCCAGCCCUAUGCUAAACUAAAUACUGCAUCUGUUUUGUCCCUGAACCCCGAGCCCAGCAGUACGACACCCUGAUGAUACCGGCAUGUUGGAUGCUGCUGUUCAGGAUGUAAACGCUGGUUGUAUAGGCUAGGUAAAAAACCAUAUUCUAUUUGAAUCCCCAGUGCUUGUGCCCUUGAGCACCCGAGCUCGCCAGGUGCGCCAAUUUGCACUAGUCCCUUUGAUUCCGCUCAAUCAUAUCCGCAAUGCACCCUGUCCUUUUCAUACCACACAUCAUUGAGGACAUAUUUGACUUCGCCACUCAACAGACGGAUGGAAAUGAGUCGGAGAGCAGUGCGCCAUCGGCAGAGUUAGCAAAAUACCGGCUAGCCUGGGUCUGCCGAGUGUGGCGAGCGGUCCUGGCGCCUCGCGUCUUCAUCGACCUCUACUUCUAUAUGCAGCGGAGUCCGUAUUUCAAGGUCGUAGAGGACGACAUUGAGUACACCAAAUCCAGCAUGAGAUCGAUGGUCGAGGUUGUUGACGGGCGCUUCCUCUACCAGACAAACAUGGACCUUAUCCCAGCGCAUGUCCAGCCACGCACGGUGACAGUUCAUCUGGAGAGCGGGGACUUGUUGAGCAGCAGCGCAGUUGGCUAUCUGACACACACGGUGUUUGUGCAGAACUCAUGGCCGGCAGUUAAAGAGCUGUAUAUCGUUGUUGACGAGCCUGACCUCUCGCUGUUCAGAGACCAGGUUGAUUACCGGCCGAUGGAGCGCAUUGUUCAGGCUGUGCUUUCGCAGGCACCCAAUGUCAGCGCAUAUAUGAUGGAGUCGAAUGAGCUGAGCGGGCCGCUGAUGAAUCUCCAGGCUGCAUUUGGAGUGCAUGCCAUCAACGUCACAAGGCUUGAUCUGCAUACCAACGGAUGCGAUUACUCCAGGCUGGAGCUUCCUGCUUUGGCGGAUUUGACGGUUCACUGUGAGACAGAUGUAGAGAUAGAUAUGCUGCCACCAUUCAGCGCACACAAGAUACAGCGACUGCAGGUGUUUAACAUUACACCAAGGGUACUGUACCAUAUGUUUGCGAAGGCAAAGGUCGAGGGCACAGUGCGUUAUCCUCAGCUUGAGGAACUAGCCAUUGAACUGGAUUCACUCAUGGGCGACUUGGGCCCUCCAGAUCUCCAUCAUCCGGUGAUUCGGUACGAAUUUCCAAAGCUGUGUAGCCUCCACCUGAAGACGAGUGGGCAGAGCACGCCAAAUGUAUACGACGUGUUUGCUAAUGCACCGCUGAAAUAUUUGGCCCUAAGCGAUGUACACUUCUUCGAUCGGAUCGACGUAGCAAACCUCCCUAGUCUGGUAUCGGUGUCGCUGAAACGCCAGGCUGGUGAAGACUACCUCCUGCCCCAAGCCAUUGUGAAUAAUCUUGUAGUGGAGCCAGUCUCGAGCCUACGGCAUCUCACGGUUGGAUAUAUGGACAAUUCAGCGUUCAAGUCGUGCAGGUUCGGCUGCUUGUCGCUACGGUCGCUUUACAUCGGUGGAUCGGUUUCAGCUGGGGUGCUGGAGAGUAUUCUUGGACAGCUACCUGCGCUUGUGGACGUAGGCAUCGGGUACUGGCAGACUGCCCAGUGUAAAACCACAAAGCUGAAGACGAUUCGGAGCAGAGUAGACGUGGGCAAUCAGUCCAUGGCACUCAAUACCUCGCUGGCAAGGCUGGAAAUCUGCGCCGAGCAUCGGUCGGGGCGGGUGGGCCACCGACACAGAGGAGUCGGCUGGAUUGUUCCGGUUCUUGCACGGGUCCCGUCGCUUGAGAAGCUGAGCAUGUAUGGCUGGAGCCCUGAGGAUGAGGAAGUUGCUACUAUUCUGCAAGCAGUGACAGACAAGAGAGUUUGCAGGCAUGCCAAGCACUUUGUAGACUUGCUUGUUUGCGUCAAGCCCAGCAUGGAGAACCAUCUGUUUGAGUACGCUGAGUAAAAAUUACACCGCUAAGACACCACCCCACAACCAUCCUGCACCCCAACGGC
This is a messenger RNA of Linderina pennispora, 2009 nucleotides long. RefSeq lists its product as uncharacterized. Lineage: Eukaryota; Fungi; Kickxellomycota; Kickxellomycetes; Kickxellales; Kickxellaceae. The record is from RefSeq and is a predicted model, not a curated record. Bases 259 to 1959 code for a protein of 566 amino acids. The transcript has a single exon.